AUGAGCUCCAGCAAUGACGCGGUGUUUCUGCGCCGCAACAACCAAGUCCAAGAUGCCAUUGACUCACAGAACAUGAAGCAGGCGCUGCAACUCAUCGAGAAGCGCAUCAAGAAGGGCGAAAACACGCAGUUUCUGAAGGCAAGUCACCCUUAUCACCAAGUCUGGAAAGCGCAUAUUCUUUUCAACCAUGCGGAUGAAACCCACCAAAAGCGAGGAGCCGAAGAAACCCUGCAGCUGUGCAAAGCGGAGCCACCCGUAUCGGAUCUAGACUCACUGGACAUCCUCCACCGAACACUGCAGAAGAUGAAUGGUCACACCGAGCUUCGGAGUGCCAUAUGGGAGAAAGCAGCAAAAGCAAACCCCCAUGAUCGCACCUUACAGAUGAGGUGGUUCUCUUUAGGGUUUGAAGCCGGCGACUGGAAGAUGGCUCAGAAGGCUGCCAUGAGUCUUCAAAAGAAUUUCCCCCGCGAGCGCAAAUAUUACUUCUGGGCCAUUUUCCUUUGUCAUCUCAUUUCGAGAAGCCCAGCCAGCUCUGAAAUGGACCGCAAGCUGUUCGGCACCCUUGCCUACCGGAUGAUAUCAAAGGCGGCGAAUGACAUUCCUACUGACCAGACUCAAUUGCUCAGUGCCCCAAGAGCUAUUCAAACCAGCGAAGAGCUUUAUUUCCUCCUCAGAAUUUACAAAGUACAAGAGCGUUGGGCCGAGGCUUUGAAGUUGCUUGAAAGCGAGACCACCGGUAUCAAAUCUCGUCUCGUCAACAACGAUCGAACCUUCUUGAUUGAAAAGCUUUACUUCCUGGGAUUCGCUGGGGCUUGGAAAGAAGGGUAUGCUUUCACAAAGGAUCUGCUCGCCGUACCCGAAAACGAAGAAGGGCGCCAGGGCCUGAAUGAACGUGACGACUGGAACACUUGGAAUUUGUUCAUUUCAGUCCCACGAAAUUUACCCGAAGAAGAUGGACUGCUUUCAGAUGCACAGCAGCACAUUGAGAGGUUCAUUGAGUAUGAGCCUCGGUCUCGCAAUGCGCACAUCGCCCUCUUGGAUGUCACCCUGACUGGUUUGAAACUCGGUGUACGUACCGAGGAGGACCUGAUUUGGGCUUGCCGUAAAUACUUCGAUGCACACAAGUCUAAGCUCUAUGCCUUUAUGGACUUACGAGGUGUCAUGGAGACGCGUGAUGAUUCGAUGAUACAGCGUAUCACUGAAACUUGCGUGGAAAGUGUUGAGGAGACACCGGAGAACGUCAUCCCAUUAAUCAACGCAUACAAGCUGCGAUACCAUGCGCACAUCUCUGGUAACAGGGAAUCAUCGAAAUCCAACGUUGAAAGUCUGGUUCAAAAGUGCAUUGAACUGUACAAUACUUUCACACCAAAGACCUCGAAAACAGGCACAGAUGAAAAGAGCGAUGCUGCGUCAAUGGAGAGCCGCCCAGCUGAUGAGUUCUGCAUAAUUGCCGCUAUGGCUCUUAUCACUGGCAGCGAAACUGGGGAAACAUUCAACGAAGCAACUACGACUACCCUUAUCCGUGCUGCUGGUCUUCUAAAUCAACUCCUGCUCAACUCCCCACAUCACUCUGGGGCAAUUUUGACCUUGAUUCGAAUCUAUCUCCUUCUCGGUGCUGGUUCGAUUGCUUUGAAGAUGUUUGGCCGGCUAUCCAUCAAGCAAGUGCAGUACGAAUCAGUUUCCCAUUUCCUUUACACUCGCUUCGCCACAAUUCACCCACAUCAGGCCCCUCCCAUCGAAGGCGGGGACUACAAGGACUUUGACCCGCAAGCUGCAUUCGUUAAAGCCCUUGAUUUCUAUCGCGGUGCCGAUAUCACUAUCGGCCACAACCUUAACAAAGGGCUCAACGGUGGGUCAUAUGUCGGCUUGGAGGACUCGAUCGAGCUAGGAAAUCGUCUUCGAGACAGCCAAUGUCGAAGAAUGUGGGCUCUUGAUGUACGACGCAUGCAAAGAAUCACAAAGGGCGAACACCUAAGCUUCCACGAAGAUGUUGCCCAAAGCUCCUCACUAGCCCACGAUAAUCGGAAGUUUGAUGCUUUGCCGAGCCUUGAACGCCUGAGCCAGCCCACAUUCGAGGAGCACCUACGCGUAGGACCGGUUCCCAAGGCGAAUUGGCUCUCGGCAGCUCGUAUCACUGACCGACUGUUUAGCGUUCUUGCAAGCAUCGGCUCGCAAAAGCCAGUCGACCUAACCUUGGAACUGCCUGCCAUCGGUGAUUUGUCGCUCUCUGAAGCAGAUAGCGAUCAAACGGUUGCCGAGAUAGGUGCUUCCAAGGUUCACUUGGAGCUUCUCAAGGUUGCGCUCUUCAUGGCUGGAUCAAAAACCUACACCACUUCCCAGAUUGACAAUGCCCUUGCCCAGAUGGAAGAGUGGCUCAAAUCCCAGAAACAAACUCUCGCCUUGGACGAAACUAAAAAAUCCGUUCUUGUCGACAAGACCACCAUUGAGUUUGUCCCUGAUACCCCAGCUGCACCAACUUGGGAAUACUUCCAUGCCAUUUGGACCCUUGUGGAGACACUUCAGGCUACGUGGAAGGUGAUUGAGCUGGACUCUCGCAAGAGUCUUAAAACUUCAAAACUUCCCGUUGAGACCGUGAAGCGAAUUGAGGCUUUGGUUCUUGAAGUUUUCGAGCAUGUUCGCUCCAACACCCGGGCUUUGAAGCAAGGCCUUACCGAAACAGCCACCCUCAGUACUUUGAUUGAUCUUGUCAACCAGGGUGACGCUGGCAGCGAGUACCAGCAGCCUCUACAAGAUGCCCUUGAGGGAAUGGUUGAUAAUUCCGGACUCGAAGUGUUCUGUGGAGAGCUAAGGGAGAGUUGGGAAGAGGCACUCGACGGAGUGCUGAGUGCCAAGAUUUGA
This is a messenger RNA of Penicillium olsonii, 2859 nucleotides long. The record is from the annotation of a GenBank genome assembly. Lineage: Eukaryota; Fungi; Ascomycota; Eurotiomycetes; Eurotiales; Aspergillaceae.